Caenorhabditis bovis is the source of this 771-nucleotide messenger RNA. NCBI's taxonomy places the organism in Eukaryota, Metazoa, Nematoda, Chromadorea, Rhabditida, Rhabditidae. The record is from the annotation of a GenBank genome assembly.
AUGGGCGGCUAUCAGUCAAGUGCUCAAAAACCGUCGAAACCUGAAACAACGCAUAGAAUCACAAGCGAUCAGCCGAAAGUCUCCAAUACGGCGUAUUAUAAGUUGCCGAUGGCGGCAGCGCCUCAAGUGGCGAAAAAGAAAUCGGAGCAAGAGAAAAAACCAAUGAAGCACGUUGAAAAAUUGCAUAGCACUGAGAGUUCCGAUUCAGGAUCUGAAGAAAUGAUAAUUGAGCUUGACCCGAAACUAGUAGCUGAACAUUCAUUGGCACCAUUGUCUGAUAUUGAUUCUGAUGAAGCUUCCUUAAAAGAUGACAAGCGAGGAUCUACGAGUGAUAAGGAAGUGGCCGAGCGCAAAAUACAGGAAGCUUUUUUCAAUCCUCAUCCGAGCUUCGUCUGCGCCACACCGGUCAUUAGUGUUAAUCGAGAAAAGGUUAUAAAUGGCGGAAUCAUUCCCGAAUUUGUAAGCAAGGAUAUAAUAUUUUCGGAUGAAUGCGUUGUUUAUGAUAUUCCGCUGGAGACCGUUGGAAUCCGAUUGGUCAAAAAUCGCAUUUCUCGAUCGAGAUCCGAUCCUUGGAGGCGACAUGGCGCGCUUAUGAAAAUUUGCGAAAUUGGGGGAACUAUCCCGGAAACGAAAGGCCGAAUGAAGAAUCAAAGGUUCACACAUGUCAAGAAGGGAAGUGCACCUCCUCCAGCUCCAAAGACAAAACCUUUGACUACCGUCGACGAAUUUAUGAUUUUCAAAAAAAAAUCAAAAGAAAGCGAAAAUGACUGA